Molecule: messenger RNA, 8341 nt
Organism: Penaeus chinensis
Lineage: Eukaryota; Metazoa; Arthropoda; Malacostraca; Decapoda; Penaeidae
Product: titin-like
Exons: 4
Coding region: 16-7170 (2384 amino acids)
Source: RefSeq, a predicted model, not a curated record
UGAGUAAUCCAGGACAUGCCUCUGCGGUCACGUAAUUGGAUGGCGCCAGCCGUAGAGCUCGAGGGCGAGCGCCGCUGGACGGCGGCAGUCGGCGUCGAGAAACCGAUCGCGAUGGGAGACAACGUCAGCAAGGAGGAACUCGAGGGCGACCUGGCGGGGGCGCAGCGGGACAACGGGUUCGAGAACGAAGACGAGGAAGAGGACCUUAGUUCGGAGGCUGACGAGGAGGCGCACAAUAAUGAAGCCUCGGCCUCAUCGGAGGACUCCGUCGCUGCCCAAGGGGAGGACACCCUGCCGGCCUUGCCCUACCCCGGCGUCGUCAGUGGGAAGGGGAGUGAGAGGAAAGUGGCGGGAGAAGAAAGUAGCGCCUCCGGAUCAGAAGGAAGCGAUUCCGAAAGUGAGGAAGACGGAAGUGCGUUCGGCGAAGAGGGCCGUUCGGCGGGCAGUGAAAGGGCUGCUUCGAAAGAGUCGGACGGCGACGCAGAGACGGUUGAGAAGGAAACUCGUUCCUCGGAGACUGUUAGCGAUGUGAACGGAAAUUCCACAGACGCCGAGGAUGAAGGAAAAAUAACUGAAGAUAAAAAAGCAAUAUCGCAAAUCCAUGAAUCCAAACGCAAGCAUGAAGAUUAUGAGAGUAUUGAGAAAAAAGUGGUUGUGUCCGAAUCAGUCGCAGAGCCGACAGAAACAGUAGAGGAAGAGCACAGUGGCACAAAAGGAGAAGAAAUGGCAGGUAUAUCAGAUAACACUGCAUCUGAUUUACUAGAAUCGGCGCACAAAGUGUUCACUUCUGAAGCCGAGGAAGAUGGGUCGGAAACUGUCGAGGAAAAAGACGAAAAGGAAGGUGGUUCGCGCAAUGUUCAAGAGAGAGCCGGAGAGGAAGCCGUGUCGGAAUGCGGGUUUUCUGAUUCAGCGAUGAAGCACGUGACCACGGAGGUCGGGCCAGACGGAGACGCCGUCCUGAUUGCACAUGCACACAAAGAGAGUGCAGAGCCUCCUGAAGGGGCAGGUACUUUUACUCUGCAAGUGGAGGGUUUCGGGCGUGAAAGGCAGAACUCCUUCGUGGAAGAGACUGUCGAGGAAGUUAUCAGGAAAAGCCUAGAGAGUGUUAGCGCUUUAGAAAUCGUUAAGAUAGAGCCAGAUCUUUCUCUUGUGACGGCUCAUGCUUCCGGAGACGCUGUUGUUGUUGAGGGCAAAGACGUAGAGGUGAAGGGUACCAGCAGGUCGGGGGAAACUGCUGAGGAAACGGAGGGAUUCGCACACGCCGGGGCGCUGGCGAACAUCAGAAAGGAGUCACCGGCAGUGAAAGAAGAAUCUGGCGGGCAAGAGCAUGGCGAAUCAAAGCAGGAAGAAGCUGCAGGUCCUGAGGCCGAUACAGUUGUAAAUGCGGAUGCUGGAAAGUGUCCAGAAAUAAUAGUGGAGGGCAUUGGCUCCUCGCCAAAAAUGGGAGGUGAUCUCGAGACUUUCCUGGUUCAUGCAGACAUGUGCGAGUCAGUUUAUUACGACCGGAACGAAGCUGAGCCAGAAACUUGUCCUGAACCGGUCACUUCCUCAGUUGCAGACACCGCGGAGCGCCAGAAAGAAGCACUUGUGUCAGACGCCAUGGAAACCGUAACGCAGACACCACAAGCUGAGGGGACGUCGAGAGCAGCAGGGGCUGAAGAUGGGCAGCAGACGCCGGCCAUCGAGAUCAGUCCACCCCUUGAUGUGGAAGAAGUUUCGAGUGUCAUCGCGUCCAGUGAUUUAGAACAGGAAAGGGAUGAAGUGGAGGACGGCUUUUGUGCUGGCAGUGCUGGCUCUUCAAAGGACACGGUGGAGGAGGCCGAAGCAGACACGGUCUCGGAUGUAAAGAAAGAAAAGCCUGAAGACGUCACGGCCGACGAAAGUGAUGAGGCAGGGACUUCUGAAAGCGUUUCAUAUACCGAAGGUGAAACAGAAUUGUCCGUUGCAAGUGAUAUUGAAUCGCGAAGCGCCAUGAGCGAGGUAGAGGGGGUAAACAGUUCUACUUCCGAAAGUGGUAUUGAUCAAGCAGAGGUUGAAAAAGGCGAAUCUGAAGCCCAGUUCCCUGUGGCAGACGUAACUGUGAUUGAGACGGUUGGAGCCAAAGCAGUUGUUGAUAAAGUCGUUACAGCAGAAAGUGCUGACGGCGUUUCAGAGGAGCAUGCAACACAAUCCGCAGCUGAAGUUAUUGACGAUGAACCGGGCAUGCAAGUGAGAGAAAAAAGCCGGGUUUCCGAAACUGAAGCUAAUACAGUAGUUAUCACUGAGAGUGACGAAAGUGAAAUACAAGAAUGUGUAUCCACAGAAAACAUUGAGGAUGAUUCAGAAUUGAGUGUGUCAGAUACUACAAUAGAUGGCGUGGUAAGCGAAGUAGAAGUGCCAGCUAUACUUGAAAGUGCCGAGGGAGAAACAAAAAUAACAGUUCCAGUAGAAAUAGAAAUAGCAGCUACGUCUGAAAAUGCCGAGGAAGAAACAGAAAAGCUGGAUACAACAGAAAGUACUGAGGAAGAAACUGAAUUUUCUAUUACGACGGAGGAGAAAACCGAUGAGCAAGUCCUAGCAGAGGUCCUUGAUAGCAGAGCCGAAGACGCUGCCGCAUCAGAAAGGAUCGAGGAUGAAGCAGAGCCUUCUACAACAGCAAGUAGUGAGGCUGCUUCACCUGCGGGCGCCGAGAGAGAAACAGGGGGCGCAGAAGGAUGUGAGGAAGAAACAGAUCUGUUAGUUACAACAGAACUUACGGAAAAACAAAUACCUGUACAGGAUGAAGAUAAAUUGUCUGGCGCAACAGACAGUGUCGGAGAAGAAACGAAGGAAUAUGUUAAUUUACAAAAAGCAAUCGUAGUUGCCACAGAAAUUAGUGAGACUGAAUCAGAAACGCCCGUUUCGUCAGAUAGUACUGCAAUAGAGAAAACAGAGGACGACAGUGAAGUACAAGAAACUGAUGUUACAGAAGAGGUGACAGAGGGCGAGAGCGAGAGUGUGACUGACGUUACAACAAAAAGCACUGAUGAUGAGACAGAACUCUCAAUUGAAACAGAGAGCACUCAAGAAGAAAUUUCUACGGAAAUCACGAACGAGGAAGCCGAGGCGCCUGUACCUGGAGAAACAGAACAAUUUUUAUCAGAAGUUCCACUGUUAAAGAAAACGGUUGAGAGUGAAACGGGAGCACAAGUCACAGCUGAAGGCACGGAAGAAAAAGCAGAAUUACUUGUAACAGAAGUCAGGAAUUUGGGAAAUGAAGAGAACGUUCCGUUAGAGGACGCUGUUACGGCAAACACCGUCGAGAGUGAGAUACAGGCACAACCUCCCGAGGCGGGCGCUCCGGUAGUUGAAGUAUCUGUUGAAGAGAACGAGGAGGAUGUGUCAACAGAGGAGCUUCUUACAUCCGGAAGUAUUAGGAGUGAAUUGGGAGGAACGACGAGAACAGAAGGUACGGAAGAAGAAUCUGUUACAACAGAAAGCUAUGAAGAAAUAGAAAAAGAGAUCCUGUGUGUAACAGAUGUGGAGAAGGAUGUCCCACGUGAAACGGAUAGUGUACAGGAUGAAACAGAAGUCCCUUCAGCAUACGUCAAGAAAAUCCCUGAAAUAAUUGUUGAAUUAGAAAGUACCGAGGAGUCGUCAGAAAUUUCUGCCCGGACUAGUACUGAUGAUUUAUCAGAAAUGUCUCGUGCAUCAGAGAGCGGCGAGGAAGUAUUAGAAACAUCUGUUGCAACGGAAAGCGCAGAGGAUAUAUCAGAAACAUCUGUUGCAACGGAAAGCGCAGAGGAUAUAUCAGAAACAUCUGUUGCAACAGAAAGUGCAGAGGAUGUAUCAGAAGUAUCUGUUGCAACAGAAAGUGCAGAGGAUGUAUCAGAAGUAUCUGUUGCAACAGAAAGUGCAGAGGAUGUAUCAGAAAUAUCUGUUGCAACAGAAAGUGCAGAGGAUGUAUCAGAAAUAUCUGUUGCAACAGAAAGUGCAGAGGAUGUAUCAGAAAUAUCUGUCACUACAGACAGCGCGGAGGAAGUUUCAAAACUCUCAGAGCCAUCAGAAAGCGCCGAAGAAACGUCAGAAAUGUCUGUAGUGUCAGAAAGCCUCGAAGGAAUAUCAGAAUUGUCCGUUAUAUUAGAAAGCACCGAGGAGCCUUCGGAAGUGUCUCAGGCCGAGGAGAGCGUCGAAGGAACGGCAGAAGCAUCAGUUGCAGCUGCAACAGAGAGCGUCGAAGGAACGGUAGAGGCCUCCGUUGCAGCAGAAAGCAUCGGGGAGACAGCAGCUGCAACAGAGAGCGCCAAGGCCGUGCUAGAGAGCAAAGAGCAUGAGGCUGAGGUGUGUGCGGCAGGGAAGGGUGCCGAGGGAGAUCCAAAAUUACCUGUUGCAACCGAAGGAAUUUGUGAGCAGGGCGAGGAAAAAUCGCAGUCGGAAGUCGGGGAUCAAGUCCAUGCGAAUGCGUCGUUACCCAGCGUUGAUGCAGCAUUGGCAGAAUUGGACAGCAUCCCAGACGGAGUUUGUGAGGCAGGAGACGUAGAAGAGGAGGAAGAAGACGAGGAGGAGUGGUCAUACUUCCGCAUGGAGCCACAGACACAGCCACAGGGUGAAGACAUUCUUGUUCCUGGUGGUCCAACAGCUCCUGUAGCCCCUCCUAGUGAAGCCCCUCAGAGUGUUGAUACAGUGAUUGAUGGUGAGGGCAUUGUAGCAGCAGCUCCGAAGUCACCAUCUCAUGAAGAUUUGCUCACCAGUCCUAUGGAAGCUGCCCCUCAGGACCAGGUCAUAGGAGAGGUGUAUUCAGAAAAAAUUCCUUCUCCACAUGAGGCUGAUCAACCACCUGUUAUGGAAAAUCCCCCUGAUAUUCUUCAAGCCGGUGUAGAUGAGGGAACAUUUGGGUUUGAAAGCUCUGCAAGGACUCUCGACCUGAUGCAAACCUCUAUGGACAAAGUUCCAGAUCUGAUGGAAGGUAACUUCGAACAGCCAUCCAGUCCUCAUGGUUCAGUGAGUCCUCGUGUCCCUGGAAGCCCAAGGUCUGUUGAAGGUUUUGUAACAUCUGUUGAACUCAACACACCUGAGGAGAACUUUGGCACAAACUUUGCCAUCAACCAAAAUCAGGACUCACUCACAAGUGCAAUGGAGCAGCCAUCGGGUCCAUUCAGUGUGUAUGUAAGCUCCUCACCUGAGCCUAGCAGCUUGGAGCCUUCACUGCAAGCACCUGUAGACCUUGUGAACUUCAGUGGAGUUGCAAAUGGACAGGUUGAGGAAGAAUCCUCUCAGGUGGCCCUGGACUCACCUGUAGAAAUUGUCCAUGCGCAGUCAACUGUAGAGGUGGUUGCACCUCCAUCUCCAGUUGACAUUGCUGGUCCUGAAACACAGUUCAUCAUUCCUGAACAUGAGACAGGUCAGGCAAACACAGAUGUGCAGCAGCCAUCAGAUAUUACCUUUGUGCCAGAAAAAGCAGUGGAACCAGUGGCAGAGGUGCCUGUGUCAGUUUUUGUUGAUGAAAGCACUCCUGUUUCAGAGCCAGACACUGCAGAUCUCCUUGGACAGGAAGUUGUCUCUCCUGCUGUAGAAUCACCACUAACCCCAGUGGAGACCUCACCUGCCCCAGUUGAAGAACUUAUCAGCCCAGUUGAGUAUACCCCAGCACAAGAAGAGCCCAUACCUUCUCCAGUUGAGCCAACACCUGCUCCAGUCGAACCCACACCAGCUCCAGUCGAACCCACACCAGCUCCAGUCGAACCCACACCAGCUCCAGUCGAACCCACACCAGCUCCAGUCGAGCCCACACCAGCUCCAGUCGAGCCCACACCUGCCCCAGUCGAGCCCACACCUGCCCCCGUCGAGCCCACACCUGCCCCAGUCGAGCCCACACCUGCCCCAGUCGAGCCCACACCAGCUCCAGUCGAGCCCACGCCAGCUCCAGUCGAGCCCACACCUGCUCCUGUUGAAUCCACGCCAACUCCAGUUGAAGCUACACUUCCUUCAGAACCCACAUCAGAGAAAGUGGAAACUCCAGCACCAGCUGCAGCAGUUCCUGCAAAGGCAGCAGCUAAAACUGUUAAAGAAGGAGCUCCUACACCUAAAGUGAGGACUCCUGCUAAAACCACUAAAGCUCCAGUUACAAAAGCCACACCAGACAAGAAGCCAACUCCAGGUAGGGCCACACCAGCCAGACCAACACCUGGAAAAGCCACACCCACUAGGACUCCCAUCUCUAAGACUCCAACCCCCAAAGCUACAGAGAAAACUGCUUCACCAAAGCCUUUAUCAAGAGUGGCCCCCACCAAGCCUGCUGCAGAUAAACCCACUGCUGCCAAACCAGGAACAGCAAGGCCUGCAUCUGCCAAACCAACUGCCACACGACCAGCAACUGGCACUGCUGGUGCUACAAGGCCAACAGCCACUAGGCCACUUGCCAGAAAGCCAGCUGAAAAACCAGCAGCAACCACUAGCACCACCACAAAAGCCCCAGCCACCCGACCAACAACAGGUGCACCCAGGCCAGGUUCUGCACGUCCAAUUCCUGCUGCUAGAACUACCACAACAUCCACUGUUAAGAAGACAGCUCCCACCAAGACUGCAGAUAAGCCUGAUGCUGGUAAACUUGUUAAUGGGUCUGCCACAAGGACAACAACUGCACGUAAACCUUUAACACAAACAGCAACCAAGACUUCAACCACACGCCCAGCUGCUGAAAAAGAGACCAAGAACACUACAAACCGAAUCCUUUCCACAACUCGACCUGCCUCUAAGCCAGGAACUACCGCCACCACUCGACCCACUGUCAGUAGAACAGCAGCAGCAGCCAGGUCAUCAACAACUGAGAGCAAGACCACUUCACGUGUGGAUGCCACCACCAAGGCUAGAACAUCUACAACAACAAAAUCUGCUGCAACCAGGACUGCAGGAGUUGCAGUGAAAAAGACCUUGGUCACCAAAACUAAAACUGCUGGAACAAAGACAGCAGCCACUAAAGCAGAGAAAUCUGAAGCAACAGUCCUAGAGACCAGUGAGCCUGUAGUGAAUGGGGAAAACAAGAUUGCUGAUGAGGAAACUAGCGUAGAAGUGAUUGAGAAGUGUGCUGUAGAAGACAUCAUGAAGGCAUCAUCAGAGAAGGUCAUCACAGAAAGCUCCCAGACCAUGACAACCUCGGAACAAGUGGUAGUGACAACAGAAACCACAGAAGUGAUAGUAAAUGGAGAUCAUUGAGAGAGGUGUUGCUGAAAAAUGCAUAAACAUUUUUGAAAUGUUACAUUUGACUUAUUUUUUUUUGACAUUUUGCAUUUUCAGUCUUAGGGUCCAAGUGUGUCUUAAUUUGACAAUGUGAGAGAUGUGCUAGUCUGAUUGAUUGCUCCAGUGACAUUGAUAGUCAGGCUUAUGGUGAAGUUCGACUAUAUUUGGAUCCUAGCUUAUGUAUAGUCACCCAAAUGCUAAUAUUAGGAGCUGAUAUUCUUGCUUAACUAAUAAAUGUACAUUACAUGAACGUACAAUGGUAAGGACUGUCUUACUUAUGGUUCCGAAGAGUUUGAUAUAAUCUACCGUUCACAUUAGUUAAGGAAAUCAUUAUUUCUUCUUUAAUUUUUUAUUUAUUUUUUAUUACAUUUUCUUGAGAGCUGUAACUUUUUGGACUUGAGUGAUGAAACUUGAUUAUGCCUAGGUGCAUUGAUGUCCAUAAUAUUUAGAUCAUAAGAUAUGUAAUUCAUGCAGUUCACAAUAUAUUUCAUUAAAAUAUUACAGAAAAAAAAGAAAGCUUUAAGUUAAAAGUUAAUAUUUGUAAAUAGCCAUCAAAAUAUUAAUGUGAGGUGCUAGUUUUCCCUUGUUGCAUUCCGGUAUUUCCACUGCUUCAGACUUUUGUACUUGGCCCCAUGCCCACUCAGGCUUGUAGCAACAAGUCAAUUAAGGCACCAGUUUUAUAUAUAACUAAUAGUAAUGUAAUUACAGAUACCAUUGUAAAGCUUUUUUGUCACUGUGGUUAGGAACAUGGAUGUGAUCAGUGUGGAUACAAGGCAUAUGUUCAAAAAAAAAAAUAUAUAAAGCGGUUGCUGAUUAUGAAGUGCCUUUUUUCCAAGACUUCUCCAUUCCAUAUUGCUAAAUAAACAAUACUUUUCUUUUUUAUAUGGAAUUACAAUUUUUCAAUCCCCAGGCAUUACUUAUUUAUUGAAUGUUGGAAGUGAAACCUCAAAAUUAAGUUUCUUUUCCAAAUUCCGGCAGUUGUUUCUGAAGAAAUUCUCACCAGUGCCCAGUUAAGAGGAAUGUAUAUUUCAUUUGCUUCCUAUAUUAUUGUGAUGUGUCAUUGGUUCCGCACAAGCCUGUGUAAAGUGUAUCAACUAUUGUAUUCAAAUAAGUAAUAAAGGAUAAUAUACAAUAGUAUUUUAGUGUU